AUGCCUGUCACCAACUUCACUCAUCCUGAUCCCUAUAUUUACCAAACUGGCUUCGACUCGUAUCACGAGACCGAGGCCAUCAAGGACGCCCUCCCCAUCGGCCAGAACUCUCCGCAGAAAGCGCCGUAUGGGCUGUACGCCGAGAAGCUCUCGGGGACGGCAUUUACAGCUCCCCGCCAUGAGAAUAAGCAAACAUGGGUCUACCGCAUUCUCCCUGCGGCUGCUCACGAGAACUUCGUCGCCGAAGAUGCCGAUUCGUAUCACACUAGGAUGACCACAGAGACCCACAAACUGCACCAUAUCCCCAACCAGUUGCGCUGGAAUCCUUUCGACUUGGAUGAGAAGGUCGACUGGGUUCAUGGUCUGCAUCUGGUAGCCGGAUCUGGAGACCCGACCAUGAAAAGUGGGUUGGGCAUCUUGCUGUAUGCGGCAGGCAAGGAUAUGGGCAAGGAAGCGUUCUACUCGGCCGACGGCGACUUUCUGAUCGUACCUCAGCAUGGAUUGCUGGACAUCCAAACGGAGCUUGGCCGGAUCCUGCUUCGUCCGAACGAGAUCUGCGUGAUUCCUCGUGGUGUUCGAUACCGUGUGACUCUUCCCGAGGGCCCCGUGCGUGGCUACAUUUGCGAGCUAUAUCAAGGCCAUUUCCAGCUCCCCGAGCUCGGUCCUAUCGGAUCCAAUUGUCUCGCCAACGCACGCGACUUCCAAGCACCCGUGGCUGCUUUCGACGACGAAGAGGAGCGCAGUGAGUACCGGUUGUAUAGCAAGUUUAACAACACACUGUUCUCCGCGCGCCAGGACCACACGCCCUUCGACAUUGUCGCCUGGCACGGCAACUACUACCCGUUCAAGUACGACCUGGGCCGGUUCAACACGAUCGGGUCUGUCUCAUUCGACCACCCCGAUCCCUCGAUCUACACGGUGUUGACCGGUCCAUCGGACCACGUCGGCACUGCCAUCGCAGACUUUGUCAUUUUCCCACCUCGCUGGCUUGUCGCCGAGGGAACUUUCCGUCCGCCGUGGUACCACCGCAACACUAUGUCAGAGUUCAUGGGUCUCAUUUGUGGGAACUACGAUGCAAAGACGGGCGGUGGAUUCCAGCCUGCUGGCGCCAGUUUGCACAACGUGAUGAGUGCACACGGGCCGGACUCGGAUGCAUUUGAGGGAGCUAGCAAUGCCGAGCUGAAGCCUCAGAAGGUUGGUGAUGGCAGUAUGGCUUUUAUGUUUGAGAGCUCUCUCAUGGUCGGAGUCUCAGAAUGGGGCCUCAAGACCUGCAAGAAGGUACAGGAAGAGUAUAACGAACACAGCUGGAAGCCCUUGAAGCGGCACUUCCAGAACCCGAACAAGAAGGCCUGA
This is a messenger RNA of Penicillium alfredii, 1353 nucleotides long. It is a transcript of the gene hmgA, whose product is annotated as putative homogentisate 1,2-dioxygenase (HmgA). The record is from RefSeq and is a predicted model, not a curated record. The coding region runs from base 1 to 1353 and encodes 450 amino acids. Gene Ontology annotation, cellular component: cytoplasm. NCBI's taxonomy places the organism in Eukaryota, Fungi, Ascomycota, Eurotiomycetes, Eurotiales, Aspergillaceae. Gene Ontology annotation, biological process: L-phenylalanine catabolic process. Gene Ontology annotation, molecular function: homogentisate 1,2-dioxygenase activity. The transcript is spliced from 4 exons.